AUGAGUCAGGAAUACUUUCCCGGUGAGGGCUCUUCAAGAGCUGGCUCGUCUCGAUUCUCCGAUGAGGACGAAGAACGAAGUCCUUUUCACCCUCAAGCUCCGCCCGCCUACAUGACUGUUGGCAACGGCUCAACCUCGGAAAGCGCGACAGCCUUAAUGACUUCACUUAAUCAGGAUUCGGGAUACGGAGGCAGUAUCACUGGAGAAAGCGCAACGGAUGGCGAUGCAAACGCAAAUUGGCGUGCUGGUUUGAUGGAAGACCGACCAACUCCGGCUCAUACUCCGACACGGCUCGGUGAAUGGAAUCCUGCUGCUGAACAUGAAAAGCAAAUCUAUGUCGAUUGUCUUGAUUUCCUUGUUCCAAACGUCAACCGUCUAACGGUUCUUCACUUCCUCUAUAGCAAUUCGAACCGCACAAAACUUGGCCGUGCAAUCUCCCGGACUAUUGAUACCUUAAAGGAGCUCCAGGAUAUGAACCGCCAAUGGCCUGCACACUACCCAUCGGUGCAAAGCGCACAAAACACUCCGUCUUCCCCUUCGCAGCGUCCACAACUCCAGCAAGCGCAUUCGGAUUAUGGACAAAAUGACAGUAGACCAAGCACUCCGCCACGUCCCGGGCAACUAAAGCGCGCAGCAACUACUAUGGGAGGAGAGGACAUUGCGGAGUCCAGCACUACUGCAGAACGUCGAACACCCGCUGAACCUCGCUUGAUGACCCCUCAGAUCGCCCAGGAAUUCUCGAUCUUGAAGUUGGAUUUGAAACUCGGCGCCUUAUCUCAGGCAGAACUAGUACACUCGUUGGAGAAGGCUUCAAUUGCCUCUCUUCUCGAUGGAAAGAUCAGCCAGAGUAUCAAGCAUCUCCUUUCGCUGCGAGACCGGAUUGAAGAUACUUCGAGCAAAGUUCUGGUCACAGGAGAUUUAAAUGCCGGCAAAUCGACAUUUUGCAAUGCCCUUCUGCGACGAAAAGUCCUUCCCGAGGAUCAGCAGCCAUGUACCAGCAUUUUCUGUGAGGUCCUCGAUGCUCGAGAGAACUGUGGGAUCGAAGAAGUGCACGCUGUGCACAAGGACACCCCUUACAACCGAAACGACGAAAGCACAUACGACGUUUUCCCUUUGAAGGAGCUUGAGAAUAUUGUGAUCGACAACUCCAAGUACAUGCAAUGCAAAGUUUACGUGAAGGACGUUCGAUCUAUCGACGAAUCUCUCCUCAACAACGGCGUUGUGGAUAUCGCUUUGAUUGAUGCCCCUGGUCUUAACUCCGACUCCUUGAAGACGACCGCUGUUUUCGCCCGACAGGAAGAAAUUGACGUCGUCGUUUUUGUGGUUUCUGCUGCCAAUCAUUUCACACUCUCCGCCAAGGAGUUCAUUCUGAAUGCUGCCCAUGAAAAGGCCUAUAUUUUCAUGGUAGUGAACGGGUUCGAUCAGAUCCGGGAUAAGCAAAGAUGUGAGCGUAUGAUCCUUGACCAAGUGGGCAAGCUCAGCCCUCGCACAUACAAGGAAGCGGAUGAGCUAGUCCAUUUUGUUUCCAGUAAUGCUAUUCCCGUGGCGCCUUCUGGAGCGGUCUCGCAGUCUGGUAGUGGAGGCGGUGAUGGCGGUGAUUCGGACCCUCACGACGAUGACGACGACUCUGGCAAAGACAAGGGCAAAGGAAAGGAGAAGGAGAAGAUCCAGGAUUUCGAGAAUCUCGAGGGGGCUUUGCGACGCUUUGUCCUUGAGAAACGAUCUAGAUCCAAACUUGCUCCUGCUCGGACUUAUCUUCUCAACCUCUUGGCUGAUCUCAACUCGCUCGCUACUGUCAACCGUGACGUUGCUGAAUCGGAGCUCAAGCGAGUCACGGAGGAGCUGGCUGAACUCGAGCCUGCAUAUGAGAACGGCAAGAAAAAGAAGGGGGAGUUGGCUGAUGGUGUCGACAAAGCCAUUGACGAGUCUUGUGAGGAUGUAUAUAACCACACCCGCUCCACCCUGGCCAACACCAUUGCUCAAGUCUCGGAUGCCGACCUUGGCGUCGAGUAUCCUGGAUUGUUCGCUGCUUUCCAAUAUGCCGAAGAUCUAAAACUGGCGAUGCUGGAGCAAAUUUCCGCGGCCGUCACUGGCUGUGAAGAUUACGCACGAGACAAGACUGUGAAAGGCGUAGGCUUUAUUCAAAAUAUCGGUCUGUUACAUGUCGGCGAAGACAAGUUCUCUGCUCUCAAUUUCCGUGCCGACCUGAUGUUCCGCCGAGGCCGCCGCCACACUUUUGGUCGACAGGUCGACACCGAAGUGGAACUGUGGGACUUUUUCGACAUUGCUGGCCUCUGGGAGCGUCAGGAGAAGAUGGCAGGAACUGGUGUUGCGAUGACGGCUAUCACUGUUCUGGGAGGAAGAGCAUUUGGUGGAUUCAGUUGGGUGGAUAGCGCGCUUAGUGCUGCCAAGGUCCUGGGUCCUAACAACCUACGCCGACUGUUUCUCCCGAGUAUUUUUGCUGCUGCCCUCUUAACCACUGCUUACGUGUUGUCCUCAAUUCCGACUACCCUUCCUCCCCGUCUGUCGCGGAAGAUUGCAGCGAAGCUUGAUGAGAUGGACUAUGUUCACUCGAAUGCAAGCCGUAUAUCUUCGGAAGUCCGGCGCAUCCUUCGCUUACCUGCUAAUAACCUCCAGGCCAGCCUGGCCCAAGACAUUGAAGAUCUUGCCCGGCGCAAGCAGGAAGUGGGCAAGGUGAAGCAGGAGAGUGAGGUUGCUACCAAGUACUUUUCAAAUCUGUUCCGUGAAAGCGGCGAAAAUCGCCGCUCCGUCGAAAAUCUUGAUCUUGAUGGCCCUCUUCCCGGAGCCAUGGGCGCUUUCGAUCCUUAA
Messenger RNA from Penicillium macrosclerotiorum, 2829 nucleotides. Its product is annotated as mitofusin. Lineage: Eukaryota; Fungi; Ascomycota; Eurotiomycetes; Eurotiales; Aspergillaceae. Gene Ontology annotation, molecular function: GTPase activity; GTP binding. Gene Ontology annotation, cellular component: mitochondrial outer membrane. The record is from RefSeq and is a predicted model, not a curated record. The transcript has 4 exons. Bases 1 to 2829 code for a protein of 942 amino acids. Gene Ontology annotation, biological process: mitochondrial fusion.